UAUUUUUAGCAUAAGAUUCAGAUUAACGAGAUCAAAACUGAAGAUAGGUAGAUUGAAUUUGCAGUGUGAACAUAUAGAGAUAGAUACAAGAAAUAGCUGCAGGCACCAGAUGUGUAGCAUGCAUCUUUAAAUCAAGACAAAUGGCCAAUCUUAGGUAUCAGAUCUGAAAUCUUCCUACCUUAAAACUUUAUCGCUUCAUUUUCCUCAUCAGAUCAGAUCCAUCCUAACCUUGUGUAUAUCUCUUAUGUCUUCUUCCUAUAUACCAAUCAACUAAUCUACAAAUUACUUUUAGCCACCAUUUCUAUCAUCAAAUCUCUUCUUUUUCCUUUUCAAGAUUUUUCUCUUCUUUUUUUUCUUUUCUUUUUCUGUUUUUCCUUAAAGUCAGUCACGCCAAUAUUCGCCAUAUACCAAAUAAUUAAUAUAUAUAUAAAAGGAAGCCCAUAUGCUAAUAAAAACCCUGCUUCCCAAACCUAUUUCCUUCCCUUCAUUUUGCAUCUCACUCCCACAAGCAGACACCCUUUCAUGUCGCAAUCGCAAAUUUCGCUCUUUAGUCUACAAAGUUGAUCUUUGACAGCAACGUAUGCAUACAAGGAAAUAUACAUGUAUCUAUUUAGAUAAAAGAGUUGAUAUAAUAUAAAUUUAUGAAAAAUUGUUAGCUAGAUUUUGUUUUAGAUUAUAUAGUAGCUCUACGAAACAAGCAGCUAGCGAGCUAGGAAUCAAUCAAGCAAGGUGGAUCCAAGGCAUGGAAAGAGGCCUCUUCCAAUGGAAGCAUCGGCGCAGGAAAGCGGCUUCUCCGGCGACGAAAGCGCCGUGAAUAUUUCAGGCCUUACUAGGAUUUUGGGGGAAGACUCCGCCGCGCCGCCGCCGGAGAGUACUACUCAUCAAGAUCAAGGAAGCGUGAAGAAACACUAUAGAGGAGUGAGGCAAAGGCCUUGGGGGAAAUGGGCGGCGGAGAUACGCGACCCGAAGAAGGCGGCGCGGGUUUGGCUGGGAACCUUCGACACAGCUGAGGAUGCUGCACUUGCAUACGAUGAUGCUGCGCUCAAGUUCAAGGGCGCCAAGGCCAAGCUCAAUUUCCCCGAACGCGUUCAAGGCAAGACUGAGCUCCGUUACCUCAGCGAAGGCGGUGGCGGAGGCUCCUCCGCCGCCCCCGAUCCUUUGAUGCACAAUACAUUUCCUGGCCUUCAGCAGUAUGCGCAGUUACUCUCCAGCAACGAUGCUGAAUUUCCUUAUGCCACCUCCGCUCUUUACGCCAACAACCACCACCACUUAGGAUAUCAUGACUCCUCCGCCGCUCACAGCUUGAUGCCGCCGCCACCGCCGCCGCCGCAGCAGCAGCAGCAGCAGGAUUUUCACUACGGCGGUGGGUAUUCUACUUCGGAUUUUAUCAACUACUAUGAUCCGAAUAACCCAAACGGAUGAUUAGUUUGAGUUCAUUAAUUAAUUAAUGAUCAAAAUUAAUGUGUGUGGUCUAUGUAUUGGUGAGGAUAAAUUGCAAAUGAUUUUACGAGUUUUUAAUUAGUAGUGUUGGAUUUCCGCAUAAUGUGAAUAAGAAAGAAGCCUUGGCUAAUCAAUUCAUGUAAUGACCGAUUGCUUGUAUGCAUUUCAUCGUUUCAUCAAUCUACGCUGCUUCUUUCUACUC
Molecule: messenger RNA, 1642 nt
Organism: Salvia miltiorrhiza (redroot sage)
Lineage: Eukaryota; Viridiplantae; Streptophyta; Magnoliopsida; Lamiales; Lamiaceae
Product: ethylene-responsive transcription factor ERF113
Exons: 2
Coding region: 763-1422 (219 amino acids)
Biological process (GO): ethylene-activated signaling pathway; regulation of DNA-templated transcription
Molecular function (GO): DNA-binding transcription factor activity; DNA binding
Source: RefSeq, a predicted model, not a curated record